AUGAAGAGUAUGGCAUGGUUAAUCAUUGACAAGAGACACGCAAUUGUAUCCAUGUUGCGAGGUAGAGAUGAUACCCGUCUCAUAAAAGGGGAGCUCGUUAGUCCAAGGGCAUGGCGUUCAGGCGUAUAUAACUUUGGUUUCUCAAGCGAUUAUGGUCGCCGGAAUGCUCGAUUCGUUUUGGCUAUCAUAAAGUACAGCGUGGCUCCCGAUCUCCUUAACACACGCCCACUGCCAAUCCAAUGCCGCAUCGUGCCCCUACUGGGUACACGUAUACUUGUAGAAAAAAAAUACCCAAGAGAAUAGUGUUAAAUAAGCUG
This is a messenger RNA of Bipolaris maydis ATCC 48331, 317 nucleotides long. The record is from RefSeq and is a predicted model, not a curated record. NCBI's taxonomy places the organism in Eukaryota, Fungi, Ascomycota, Dothideomycetes, Pleosporales, Pleosporaceae.